Molecule: messenger RNA, 793 nt
Organism: Vollenhovia emeryi
Lineage: Eukaryota; Metazoa; Arthropoda; Insecta; Hymenoptera; Formicidae
Product: putative nuclease HARBI1
Exons: 3
Coding region: 91-792 (233 amino acids)
Source: RefSeq, a predicted model, not a curated record
AGGCGAACAGUAGAUCGGUACGACGCUGGUGGGUUCGGCCCAUUAAUCAACGCCGAUGAACAAGGUGAUGGCGAAAAUGUAAUUAACGAAAUGAGAUUUCUAGAUGUAGAUGUCCACGUAAAUUACUGUAGAAUGAGUAUUCAGGGUUUCGACUAUCUACUUAGUCUUGUUGGGCCUUUAAUACAAAAGAUGACAACAAAUUUUAGAGAACCUAUUUCAUCUCGUACAAGAUUAUACUUGACAUUAAGAUACUUAGCCACAGGUGAUAGCAUGACUUCCAUAGCAUAUGCUUUCCGCAUUGGAUACAGUACAGCUUCAACCAUCAUCUCCGAAACCUGUCAAUGUUUAUGGGAUGUUUUGCAAAGCGAAAUGUUUGUUCCAUCCGAAGACAAUUGGAAAAAAGUGGCAAAGGAAUUUAAUGAUCGGUGGAAUUUUCCACAUUGUAUUGGAGCAAUUGAUGGAAAGCAUGUAACUAUAAAGGCGCCACCAGAAUCCGGAUCGACAUUUUACAAUUAUAAAGGAUGUCACAGUAUUAACUUGAUGGCAAUAGCUUCAGCAUUUUAUCAAUUUCUUCUCGUGGACAUUGGGGCGGAGGGUCGUCACAGUGAUGGUGGCGUUUUUAAAAAUUCAGCUAUGGGGAAAUUAUUUGCAGCAAAUGCGAUUCAUGUACCGGCACCUUGUCCAAUCGUCGAAAAUGGAGAAUUGAUGCCGUAUGUGUUGGUAGCUGAUGAGGCUUUUCAGUUAAUUAACUAUACGAUGAGAUCUUAUCCUGGAAAAACGCUAACUGAAUGAU